This is a messenger RNA of Daphnia magna, 3298 nucleotides long. RefSeq names its product glucose dehydrogenase [FAD, quinone]. Gene Ontology annotation, molecular function: oxidoreductase activity, acting on CH-OH group of donors; flavin adenine dinucleotide binding. NCBI's taxonomy places the organism in Eukaryota, Metazoa, Arthropoda, Branchiopoda, Diplostraca, Daphniidae. The record is from RefSeq and is a predicted model, not a curated record. The coding region runs from base 1365 to 3266 and encodes 633 amino acids. The transcript is spliced from 9 exons.
UAAAAAAAAAAAGAACUUUCGUUCCAACUGGAUUUUUUAGAUCUCUGGUUCACCACGUCAAACAUUUCGACUGAAAUUAGGUGAAGAGUCUUUUCUUAUUUUUGCUAAGUUGCGUGUUCAUGCUCUGGGAAAAUCAAAGCCUGUAAGUCACAAUAUCACGCUACGAAGCCAUUUGGGGGGGGGGGGGGGUUUCCCUGGAUAUCCUUUCAAAACACUUGCAAGCUAUGAUGAGAAAAAAAAAUAUUUUCUAGUAGAAAUAGUAGUCUUUUUGUUUUUAAGAUACACCAUUUAUCAUUAGAUUUGGCGUUAAAAUGUGAUCAAGAAAAAAUACCAUUUAUAGUUCCCUUCUGGCCAGGUGCCAUUAACAAUCCUUCGUCUAUACUUUCGAUAAUUCAGCUGGGCUUCUAUUGCUGUAGUAAAACUUUCUCUCGCUAUUCAGAUUCUAACCGUUUUCAUUUUUAAGGUGUCCCGCCUUUUGAGUCAUUCCUCAUCCUCGUAAAAGAGGUGCUUGGCUGUUUUUGGCGUACGUUUGUUAGCAACUGCGAUUUGCAACAACGCCAAAGGCUUUAUUUAGACAUGUUACGUAACCAGUCGAACGAAAUUAAAAGCUCGUAAUGAAUGACGAUCGAACCUUGAGAAUAAAACACGUGCUGACUCCUCAUUUUUCCCGUUUGUUACCCAAGUUAAUUGUUCGUAAUUUGGCUUCUGAAUGAUCGAAAAGUAAUUUUCCGUUAGAAAUCGUAUGAUACUUUUUGUGUGUAAAAAGGUCUAGCUCACUUUCUCGUAGAGCCUUUUAUCUUUGAUAUAGGUCCCGUGACCUCUUUUGCCGUUGAUAACGAAACUUCACAAGGGAAAACAGAGUGCAGGAAAAUCCUCAGGUUGUCAUAUAAUCUCAACAACACACAUCUGCGGAAAUGGCUUUUAAAAUUUCUCUGUUUUGCUUCCUUAAAAUUUGAAUAUGCUAAAAUAUGUGUUAUCAAUCCUUUAAAAAUUGAUUUUCCUUUCUAGUUGGACGACAUGAAAACGAAAUCGUUUUGCAAUAAAGGCUAUAGAAAAUGUUUUAGGUCCGUCUACAGUUUAACCUCAGUCCUUAUCCUUCAGGCAGGGAAAAGAAGCGAAAGAGUGAGAUAACAUGCGGUUACAGCAGGGACCUACUGUGCCUCUCCUCACGUGUGUGUCGCAGCCCAGUACCGAUUCGGUCGCGACCAGGAGAGAAAGUUGAAUUGAUCCUCAUGGUGAUCUUCCCAGUGAGGCCCAGUUGCUGCCUUCAUGAAUACGUAACGAAAAUUUUCGACCGGGCUCUUCCAGUCGCAGUUUGAACGCAGUCGCGAUUGGAAGGGGACGGAAGCCUUCUACUAUUUUUCAUGCAGUUUAAAAGCCCAAAGGGACAUGAAGAAACCAUGGAACGCUUAGUCAACAGAAGAAUGUUUGUACGGCGCUUGCUUUUGCCACUGUUCUUGCUCAUUUCAUCUGGUCAUUUUAUUGCCUCCAGUCACGCCUUUGUUUGGGGUAAAAAUGAUCCGGAAGGACGGGUGAAAAAUGCCAAAAAAUACCUGACCGAAUACGAUUUUAUUGUUGUGGGAGCUGGAUCGGCCGGAGCGGUGAUUGCUUCGCGAUUGUCCGAGAUCGGAGAUUGGACUGUGCUGUUACUAGAAGCCGGAGGUGAUGAAACAAUUUGGUCGGAUGUACCCGGUGCGGCCAAAUAUCAACAGCUGACUGAAAUGGAUUGGCAAUAUCAAACAGAGCCGCAACCGGGACAGUGUUUGGGUUUGAAGGAGCACAGAUGCAACUGGCCACGAGGAAAAGUGCUGGGAGGUUCGUCCGUCCUCAAUUAUAUGUUGUACGUCCGAGGUAACCGGCGUGAUUACGACAGUUGGGCGGCCAUGGGCAACUACGGAUGGUCAUACAACGAAGUUUUGCCCUACUUUAUCAAAUCGGAGGACAACCGCAAUCCUUACUUUGCCCAGAGCCCGUAUCACGGUGUCGGCGGAUUGCUAACCAUCCAAGAAGCACCUUAUCGCACACCGUUAGCCUCUGCAUUUCUAGAGGCUGGCAUUGAAUUGGGUUACGAGAAUCGGGACUGUAACGGCGAAUACCAGACGGGCUUCAUGAUUCCGCAGGGGACGAUACGACGAGGAAGUCGUUGUUCGACAGCCAAGGCAUUUCUACGCCCGGUCCGUCAUCGUCCGAAUUUGCAUGUGGCUAUGCAAGCUCACGUCCAUCGUAUUCUAAUUGAUGCUCAUCUUCGACGAGCCGAGGGUGUGGUUUUCCAGCGGAAGGGGAAAAUCUACGAAAUUAUAGCUCGUAAAGAAGUGAUCCUGGCAGCUGGGGCUAUCGGCAGUCCUCAUUUGCUGCUUCUCAGUGGCAUCGGAGACGCUCGUCAUUUGCAACAAGUUGGUGUUCCCGUCGUGCAUCAUUUGCCCGGCGUUGGUCGAAACCUUCAAGACCAUAUCUCUGGCCGUGGCAUGGUUUAUUUGAUUAAUGAAACAAUAUCGCUGGUUGAACCUCGAUUUUUCAAUCUGCCAUCUUUGAUCAAAUACAAACAGUCACUAGAUGGCCCGUGGACCGCCCUCAGCGGUACUGAGGGACUUGCCUGGGUCAAUACCAAAUAUGCUGACCCAAAUGACGAUUUCCCCGACAUGCAACUGCAGUUUAUCGCCGGUUCACCAAUCUCAGAUGGCGGCAAGACAUUGCGACAUAACGAUGGCAUACGGGAUGAUAUUUGGGACGAUUAUUACGAACCCAUUUCGUUGGAAGACAGUUGGCAACCCAUACCAAUAGUGCUGCGACCCAGAUCUAAAGGCUAUCUGCUCCUUCAAUCAGAUGACCCCUACGAUAAGCCGUUAAUUUACGCUAAUUACUUUCAAGACGAAUACGAUUUGAAAGUGAUGAUUGAAGGCAUGAAAAUCGGACUAGCACUAAGUCAAACGGCCGCCUUCCAACGUUUCGGAUCGCGUUUCUACGACAAACCGUUCCCUGGAUGCGAACAUUUGCCGUUAUUUACGGAUGAUUACUGGGGAUGUUUCUUACGCCAUUAUUCAACCACACUUUACCAUCAAGCUGGCACCUGCAAGAUGGGGAAUAGCUCAGAUCCUAUGGCUGUAGUUGAUCCUGAACUACGCGUUUACGGGAUAGCAGGAUUACGCGUUGUGGACGCUUCCAUUAUGCCAAACGUCGUUUCGGGAAAUACCAACGCCCCAGUCAUCAUGAUAGCGGAGAAAGCUGCUGAUCUCAUCAAGCGUUCGUGGCUAGGCUAUGCAGGAUGACGAUUGCCACCUAACAAGGAAAUCUUGGGAAA